Messenger RNA from Pteronotus mesoamericanus, 411 nucleotides. Its product is annotated as ADP-ribosylation factor-like protein 1. Gene Ontology annotation, molecular function: GTP binding; GTPase activity. Gene Ontology annotation, biological process: intracellular protein transport; vesicle-mediated transport. The coding region runs from base 1 to 411 and encodes 136 amino acids. The record is from RefSeq and is a predicted model, not a curated record. The transcript has a single exon. Lineage: Eukaryota; Metazoa; Chordata; Mammalia; Chiroptera; Mormoopidae. Gene Ontology annotation, cellular component: Golgi apparatus; cytoplasm.
AUGAGGAUUUUAAUGUUGGGAUUAAAUGGAACAGGAAAAAGUACAAUUUUGUACAGGUUACAGGUUGCAGAAAUCAUUCCUGCUCUUCCUACUAUUGGAUUCAAUGUUGAGAUGGUACCGUAUAAGAAACUUACAUUCCAAGUCUGGGAAUUUAUCAGGCCAUACUGGGGAUGUCAUUAUUCAAACGCAGAUGCAGUCAUUUAUGUAGUAGACAGUUGUGACCAGAACCAAAAUGGCAUUUCCAAAUCACAGUUAUUUGCCAUGUUAGAGGAAGAAGAACUGAGAAAAGCCAUUUUGGUGGUAUUUGCAAAUAAGCAGGACAUGGAACAGGCCAAGACUCCCAUAGAGAUGGCACAUUCACUUAGGUUGCCUGCCUUGAAGGACCGUAAAUGGCAAAUAUCAAAACUUUAG